AUGUUGGAACAAGUAACACUCUCCUCUACCGUUUCCGACACGACUCCUUCGUCAUCUCCAUCAGAAUUGUCUGGGCUAACUUCCCCUCGACAUUUCCGCGCUGAGCAUAGAGAAUUCAAGAAAGAAGGUACAACAGGCCCGAAGAGAGAUACAAUCAUAUUUGUAAGAUGCCAGGAGCAAAUACUCAUUAGGAUGUGUAAGAUGACCCUGGAUGAAAUCGAUAUUGAGGCAGACGAAGAGCAAACCGAGAUUUUCACUUGGUACACCAUUGACGCGGUUUGUGCAAGUUACGCUGCAGCGCGAAACCGAGUACGCCAGUAUACUCAACUUGCCAAGAUAUAUCAACAAGAGGCAGAUGAUUGGGCUAUCAAACUUGAGAGGGCCAGUUAUGUUAUGCCAGACUACAAGCCC
Suillus subalutaceus is the source of this 411-nucleotide messenger RNA. RefSeq lists its product as uncharacterized. The record is from RefSeq and is a predicted model, not a curated record. NCBI's taxonomy places the organism in Eukaryota, Fungi, Basidiomycota, Agaricomycetes, Boletales, Suillaceae. The annotation marks the transcript as partial. The transcript is spliced from 2 exons.